Lottia gigantea (owl limpet) is the source of this 156-nucleotide messenger RNA. RefSeq lists its product as hypothetical. The annotation marks the transcript as partial. Lineage: Eukaryota; Metazoa; Mollusca; Gastropoda; Lottiidae. The record is from RefSeq and is a predicted model, not a curated record. The transcript has a single exon. Gene Ontology annotation, molecular function: protein binding.
UUGUAUGAUUUCACUGCUAGUGGUAUAGAAGAACUUUCAUUCCGUAGAGGAGAUAGAUUAAUUAUAAAAGAUAGAUCAGAUCCAGACUGGUUUCAAGCAGAACUGAAUGGACAAAGUGGAUUUAUACCAUCAAAUUACAUUGAAUAUGAAUCAUAA